CCAAGAUGGCAGACGAAGAUGAGGAAUAUCUGCAAUUCGUAGCACUUCAUAGAAGUCAGUUAGAAUUUGUUGGAAUACCUUGUCACUUCUGGAAAUCAAUUCAUACAAAGUUGAAGAACGAGACUUACGAUGCUGGAAUAUUUUUCACAAUGGUUAAAGAAAGAGAUGGAAUUUUGAAAGUUUUUGUUACUAGAGAAGAUGGAAUGAAGGUGUCAGAUCCUUACUGUGUGUUUUUAAUUGAUCAUGCCUGGACGUACCAAGUGAAUUAUGCAAGAGCCCAGCUCAAGACAAUCCCUGGUCUUGCAGAUAGAAUGGGUUCUUUGAUGGCAGUAACAAAAGAUGAAGAAUCACUUCAAAUGAGUCAGGAACAACUCAUUGAAGAAAUCUUGGAAAAGAUGUGGAGUUUUAAUCAGAGUUACCGUUUAAAGGUGAGUUAUUCAAACAGCCACAUGUAUCAAAAGGAUGCUCAUGAUGAUGAUGAACAUACUCCUUUGUGGUUUGUCAUGGAUGAGUUUGGUUCUUGUAUAAAACAUUCAGAUGACCCUUCUUUUGCAAUUGGUAUUCUUCAUUAUGUACCUCUUGGCAUGGCCUUCUCAAUACUAUGGCCCUUGAGAGAUAUGGAUUAUGGAGAGGAAGUUACUCGGGAUUAUGUAGCACCCAUCACAGAACCACUCUUACGCGAUUGUUCUCUGUUACCUUGGUUCCCUGACAAGCUGGAAGAUGAAAAUUGGAUCAAACAAUUGACUGCUGAAAGAGCAAUAGAUCUUGUCAGGGAGGAACUCAGUGCAAUGCAGAUGAAGGACUGGCAGGGUGAGCUUUAUCCUAGCCACAAAUGUACAGAACUUACUGCUGUAACACCUGACAGUGAAAAAGUAUAUCGUGUUUUCACUGAUGUUCAACAAGUAACAGAUUUUCUAACACAUCCAAGAUUUUUUCUGGUAGACAAUAAAGAAGAAGCAGAUAUUCUAUGGAUAAGGGAGCAUUUUAAAGAUUUUAGAUCUCUUCAAGAAAAUGGUAAAUUUAUAAAUCAGUUUCCAAAUGAGAACAGCCUGGUAUGCAAAGAUCUUCUGGCAGCAGUGUGUCAAAAUGCAACCCCCUGUGGAGAUGGCAAAGAAGAUGACUUACUUGUGAGAGGACCUGAAUGGCUACCUGUUACUUUCAACUUAAAUUUCGAACUUCCCCUGUUUCUUGAUCAUUACAUAAAGAGAAAGAAGAGAGGGCUUGAUAAUCACUGGAUUUGUAAACCAUGGAAUCUAGCAAGAGCCCUUGAUAGCCACGUGACGUCAAAUGUAAACUACAUUUUGAGACUGAGAGAGACUGGGCCAAAGGUUGUCUGUAAAUACAUAGAAAACCCGAUUCUGUUCCAUCGGGAAGAUGUUGGUCAGGUCAAGUUUGAUAUACGUUACUUAGUUCUCAUCAGCUCAGCAGAGCCCCUUGUGCUCUAUGCAGAUAAAGUUUUCUGGUUACGAUUUGCCAACCAGCCAUUUUCUAUGGAUUCUUUCGAUGUUUACGCGAAACAUUUCACAGUUAUGAAUUAUCGGGACAGUGAAAAUUUAAAGCAGGUGCAUCACCACGAGUUCAUUCCUAUGUUUGAAAAACAAUAUCCUGAUCACAGAUGGGCCGACGUCGAGGCAAAAAUUUUCAAAAUGUUCCGCGAGAUGUUCGAGGCGGCUGUCUGCGACUCGCCACCCAAGAAGUUGAUACACUGUUCGCAGUCUCGUGCAUUUUAUGCCGUUGAUUUGAUGCUCAAAUGGGCGGACGAUGGCUCAAACGAAAUAGUACCUCAAGUUUUGGAGGUAAACUACGUCCCAGACUGUGAGCGAGCUUGUCAAUAUCAUCCGAAUUUCUUUAACUUUAUUUUUAGUUUGCUGUUUCUCGGAGAUUCAAAUGGAUGGCCUGUUGAAAAGUUAUCAGGCUGAAAUCCCUUAUUCUUUCUUACAUCGCCAUGAGCGUUUUAAUAUAAUGUGUUCAAAGUCUUGUGAAACCAUUCUCGUUCUUUUUGAUAGUUUGAAGACAGUAAAAAUGUAAGGAAUACUUGACAGCGUUGUUACGUGUCACUGCAGACAACAAUCUAUUUAUUGUACAUUACGGCAAAAAAACCCAAUAAAAUAAACUCGUAAAUGCACCGG
Stylophora pistillata is the source of this 2129-nucleotide messenger RNA. Its product is annotated as tubulin--tyrosine ligase-like protein 12. Gene Ontology annotation, biological process: protein modification process. Gene Ontology annotation, cellular component: cytoplasm. NCBI's taxonomy places the organism in Eukaryota, Metazoa, Cnidaria, Anthozoa, Scleractinia, Pocilloporidae. The record is from RefSeq and is a predicted model, not a curated record.